GAGAGAGAGAGAGGGGGAAAGAAACUGGAAGGAGGGGGUAAAAGGAGAGAGAUAGAGAGAGAAAAGAAGCAGCGAGUGGUGGCAGGUCUAUUAUUUUCCAUGUUACCACAGUAACUGUCAGCAUCAUCAUCAUCAUCUCCCUCACUACUCUAGUCUCGAAGAACGGUGAAGACUUUCUCUCUGUUCUUCUCUCUCUCUCUCUUUCUUGAAACUCUUCAAUGUGGUGGCGUCAAUAUGGCAACCCAGGUGGAGCAACGCGCUUCGAAUGGCGGCAUUAGCAGCGUGUCUUUGGAUAUAGACGAUGAUACCUUGAUAUCGAGGGCCGAAAGAAGACCUUUAACUCUUUCAAGAUGCCGCAAUUUGUACCAAGCGCCGGAGUUUGUACAGCGCCUCACCGGUGACGACUCUGUGUUGGAGAACAGCAUAGUUCGAUUCGAAUGCAGAGUGAAGGGCUUCCCGAAGCCGACAGUGAAAUGGUACAAAGAUGAAGAGAUCUUGGAACUUGAUGAUCGGAUAUCUGUGGAAGCGUUAGAGCAAGGAACCUUCGCCCUUGUCAUUGCUGAUGUGACCAAGAAAGAUGAAGCUACGUAUCGAUGUCGGAUCGAAAACAAUGAAGGUUCGAGUUCAAGCACGAUUUACCUCAGCGUUAAAGGAAAAAGCGGUUCGCGAAGCCCGAAACGGAGGAAAUCUUCGUCGCCAAAUCGUCGGAUUGUCUCUUACCCUUCUUUGUUUCCAACGAUCGAGGAGAAAAUAGUUGAAGAAGAGAAAGAAGAAGAAGAAGUCAAAAACCAGCAACCCUCGCCGCUGAGCAAAUUGUACGAGGGCAACAAGCUACGAAGUAGACACACGUGGCCAAAAUUUGUAGGGGAUUGGGCUUUUGCAAACGACGAAGAAGAUUCAGAUGCAAAAGGCCAAAUAAAAUCAUGGAUCCCAUUGAGGUGGAAUGAGCCCCAAAGUGGGUCUUGCCGGGCAUCAGUAGGGCGGGACUCGGCCUGGCUUAUACCAGCUGUUACAUGGACCCAGUAGACCCACCAUCACCUGAAAGUGGUUUAUAGCAAGACUUAUACAAUAUAACAAAGCAUACAUUCUUAAAACACAAAACCGAUAACAAACUGCAACGCUCAGCUUUAAACGUCUGCCAAGUCCUCACAGCCAGUUCCUCUUUUUUCUACCUUCCACUUCCAAGUCUUCAGAUUUGGUUAAAUUCCUUGACCAAGACUUUUUGUUUUACUACCAUCUUUGAUGUAAGUGGCAGAGACAUUAUUUAAUGCACGUCAGUUUUCUGAUGAUGGAAUUAUCCACAAUUUUGUCACCUUUGUUUUGCCUCUAACAGCCUAAUCAUUAAAUUUCCUGAGUGAAAUUAA
Octopus sinensis (East Asian common octopus) is the source of this 1364-nucleotide messenger RNA. RefSeq names its product telokin. The transcript has 5 exons. NCBI's taxonomy places the organism in Eukaryota, Metazoa, Mollusca, Cephalopoda, Octopoda, Octopodidae. Bases 235 to 1026 code for a protein of 263 amino acids. The record is from RefSeq and is a predicted model, not a curated record.